AUGGACAGGGAUAAAUUUGUUCCAUUUAAAUUUGCUUUUAAUCAUGCAUCAUCACAAGUAUAUGGGGCACAAAGUCGUAUUGCUGGCGGUUUUGAAAUAUCAGAUAAUGAUUUCCGAACAUUUAAUUAUCAAAUUGGAAUGUAUAUUAAAAAAUCUGAUCGAAGUGUAUCAAUUUGUGGUGGUGCUCUAGUUCAUCCAUUAAUAAUUUUAACUGCUGGUCAUUGUGUUUAUAAAGCUACCCAGGUUUCAAUAUUUAUGGGAACACGUAUAAAACCGUAUUCAGAAUAUGAUCCAAAUAAUAUUAUUGUUGGUGCAGAAAAUAUUACUAUUCAUGAAGAUUAUAAUGAUUACACUUUGGGUGACGACAUCGCAUUAAUACGUUUACCAAGUCCAGUUGAAUUGUCUGCAACUGUUGGAAUUAUUGAAUUAGCAUCAUAUGACUGGAUUGAUUGUGAAACUGGAAUUGCUUGGGUUUCAGGUUGGGGUAAAAUGGGAGAUUCAGAUUAUUCCAUACCAGAUGUAUUAAAUUAUCUACAAGUAGAACCGAUUAGUUAUAAACAAUGUCAUGAUGUUUAUGAUUUCUUAGAAACUGGUAAACAAUUAUGUAGUUCAGGUGAUUUAUAUCAAGGAAUAUGUCAAGGUGAUUCUGGUGGCCCGUAUGCAUUUGAAACGGUAUUCGGAAAACGUGUUCUAUGUGGUUUAAAUUCAUUUGUUGCUCUUAGUGGUUGCAUUAAUAAUUGGCCAAGAGGAUAUAUUUCAGUUGCAUAUUAUAAUGAUAACGGUUGGAUUUGUAGAACAUCUAAUGGAUUAGUUGGUUGUUCAAGAUAUCAUAACAGACCAAUGUUUUAA
Messenger RNA from Condylostylus longicornis, 849 nucleotides. Its product is annotated as brachyurin-like. NCBI's taxonomy places the organism in Eukaryota, Metazoa, Arthropoda, Insecta, Diptera, Dolichopodidae. Gene Ontology annotation, biological process: proteolysis. Gene Ontology annotation, molecular function: serine-type endopeptidase activity. Bases 1 to 849 code for a protein of 282 amino acids. The record is from RefSeq and is a predicted model, not a curated record. The transcript has 5 exons.